GUUGAAAAACAGAGUUACGGCACUCACGUAGACACUGGCCGUUUCUCAAUUUGCGUAUGAAAUCAAACGUUACACAAUCACAAAGAGCGAUCUUACAGUCAUAUUACUCACAAGAUAAAAUGCUGCUUUAAAUGUAGUCGACCUUGUUAUCAGUGUACAAUAUGCUAAAGUAAGCUAAAUUUAUGCAAAUACAGUUGGUGUUAUCUGUCCCGCGGAAAUCCAUUAAAAUAUGUUCACAGCACAGUUCAGUCUCUUGUGUUACGAAGGCAGCGCGUUAAAAAUGGUUUCAAAAUGUUCAGCUGGCCUGCGGUGAAAAAUGAAACCACAUACGUACCGGCUGGCACGGAUCGGCACGGAGUGGAACGAUUAAGCAACGAGAACGAUUCGGCACGAUGGUGGAAAAUAGCUCACAGAGAAUGUGAAGCUGACUUCACGCCCAUGUUGUGUUGCCAUCUGGGGAUGAUCAUACUCCACUACUGUUAUUGUUUUGAUAAAUACAGUUACUUGGUUUGUAUGAUAUACGGCGAAACCGAAAGUGAAAGAAUCAGGGAAUUUUCCCGAACAUUCUCUAUUGAGUGCUCCACGUGACCACACGGCGAGUGUCGUAACUCUCUUCCUCAACAGCUCUGGUGCAAACUGGUGGAAACUGCGUUUCUAGAGACGCUUCAGAUACGAGAGAGACUGCGCACCGUUACAGCAAACACCAGAGGGGACCGAUUUACCACGACCGACGCUGGUCUGUUGAGAGCUGUAAACCAGAGGAUAAUCAGUGUACUACAGUAACGUCCACCUACUGAAGGACUGAUUCAGUGUGUAUGUGUUCAGUUAGGUGAUGGCGGUGAACGUUUACUCAACAUCUAUGACCAAUGAGAACCUGAGCAGACAUGACAUGCUCGCCUGGGUCAACGACUCCCUUCAGCUCUCCUACACCAAGAUAGAGCAGCUCUGCUCAGGUGGGGCGUACUGUCAGUUCAUGGACAUGUUGUUUCCCGGUUGUAUUCUGCUGAAGAAGGUGAGGUUCCAAGCAAAACUGGAGCACGAGUACAUCAACAACUUCAAAGUCCUGCAGGGGGCGUUCAAGAGAAUAAACGUGGACAAGAUCAUUCCUGUAGAGAGGCUGGUCAAGGGAAGGUUUCAGGACAACUUUGAGUUUCUUCAGUGGUUUAAGAAGUUCUUUGAGGCAAACUACGACGGGAAGGAGUACGACCCCGUGCUGGUCCGACAGGGUCAUGAUGCCACACCUCCACCCAACGCAGGGCCCCAGCGGACAUCACCAACAGGACCCAAAAGCAUGCCCCCACCCCCGCGUGUCAUCAGCUCCACCCCCUCGACCGCCAUGAGACGGAACAUGCCAAUGUCACGUAACGGAAGCGGUGAUGCUGAGAUCAAGGAACUUAGCCAGCAGUUGAUGGACCUGAAGUUGACUGUUGACGGUUUGGAGAAAGAACGAGAUUUCUACUUCAGCAAGCUCAGAGACAUCGAGCUGAUCUGUCAGGAACACAAGAGCGACAGUAGCACCAUCCUCUCCAAAAUCAUGGACGUCCUCUACGCUACAGAGGAUGGUUUUGCGCCUCCGGAAGAUGAAGAUAUCGAUGAACCGCCACAAGACCAAGAUGAAUAUUGAUCAACUCACGCGACUCUCUCUCAUCUCAUUCAUGUCUUUAUCCUUUCGGCCCGACCACACCAUCUCUCUUUUUCCUCCCUCUAUUCUUCCCAAUUGUCCCCAAUCUCAAACCAGAAGACACUAGAGGUGUGGUCUAAUGUGCUAAUGGAUUGGUUAUAGGUGUGUUUACGCAUACGUGAUGUGUGAGUUUUGAGAGUGACACUGCAGUCGUGUGCAGAGAUUGAAGUUUUAUUGGCUGUAGGGUUUAAGGAUGGUUUUCAAGCCACUCCAGCACUGACCCAUAAACAUUCAGUCUCACAUUUCAAUUUACUUCCGGAGCCAGGAUGAUGAACAGGUCUGAGUCAGUGUAUAUCUACACACGCACGCACACACACACGCAAACACGCGCCUGUUCUGUUGUAGUGUUAAUGUAGCCAACGCUUAGAUUUACUUAAUUUUUAACAGUAUUUAAUGUGGGCUCGUUUUGUAGCAGUGCAAAUCAAAACUCUUUUCACAAAUUGAAUACAGGUUCCUUGUCUAUUCCAAAAUACUAAACUUAAUUCAAUUUUAUCAUUUUAUCAUAAGUGUGUGUGUGUGGAGAUGUGUUUCUUUGUAAUUGCCGGUAAAUCAUUAGCAAUAGUGCUGGUGUGGUGUGGAGUUUUAUUUAUUUACGAAGGAAAGAGAACAACUAGCAUCGAUUAAGUCAAGUAAUGUGAUGAAAAAGACUGAAAGUAUAAAACAAGAGUUUUCUAUAGCUGCUAAAUUUUAAUUUAUCAUUUCAUUGUUUUCUUUUUAAUAUUUUCUUUUGUUGCACAGAAUAAAAUGUUAUGCAGGUUCGUUUUGAUUGACAGGAUCUGUGUCAUUUACACUUUCACCCCUGUCACCCACAUCUGCUGUCACUAUGGAGGAUUAAAACUGCUAAAAUAAUAAGUAAAAAAUGCUGAAAGAAUUACAUAAAUGUUUAUAAAUACACAUACUGAUGUUAAAAUACAUAUACAUAUUUUUAAAUGUGUUAGGAGCCUAAUCGUUAAAGUCCCAGUGAAAUAAAAAGUUACUUUGCCAAUAUUUUUUAUUAAAUAUUGAAAUAUUGCAGCGCAUUUACUGUAAAUAGUUUAGCAAUGUAGGUCAGUCCCUUUCUAAAGUUCAAGUGCCCUCAUAAUCUAAAGUUAAAAUCUAAAAAUGAUCCGUCGUAUGUUAGACGGCUUCCUCGGAGCAUCCGUUAACUCCUCCCCCUAAACUGUCACUCUGCUGCCAAUUUCUUGGUGUUGAAAUCUUUUACCUUUUAACAACCAAAUCAGUUGUCGUCCAGCCCUACAUUUCCCCGUCAUUUCAGAAGUUGUUUCAUACCUCACAAUUUUGAAAAAUAGACAAUCCCUACUUCAUUUAUACACAUAUUUAUGUAUUUAUUUCCACACUUAUUUAUUUAUCAUAUUUGCAGGUUUUGUCCUCCAUAUGUCACAGCAACUGUUGCCAUGGCAACCACACAGACAUUCAUCCAUUUGGAGUUUUACUAUGUAAAAUAAAAAUGUCUGCGGGGAA
Triplophysa dalaica is the source of this 3142-nucleotide messenger RNA. RefSeq names its product microtubule-associated protein, RP/EB family, member 3b (gene mapre3b). The record is from RefSeq and is a predicted model, not a curated record. Gene Ontology annotation, cellular component: spindle midzone; microtubule plus-end; cytoplasmic microtubule. The transcript has 8 exons. Lineage: Eukaryota; Metazoa; Chordata; Actinopteri; Cypriniformes; Nemacheilidae. Gene Ontology annotation, biological process: spindle assembly; protein localization to microtubule plus-end; regulation of microtubule polymerization or depolymerization. The coding region runs from base 833 to 1624 and encodes 263 amino acids. Gene Ontology annotation, molecular function: microtubule plus-end binding.